AUGACCGCGCCAACAAUCGUCAUUGUUCCAGGUUUCUGGCUGGGUCCUAAGCCCUACGAACGCCUCGCUACGGAGAUCAAGAAGGCCGCUCCCUCAAUAACAGACAUCUUCUACGCCGAGCUCGCCUCAACAGGCACGAAAAGUCCCAAUGCACCCACCAUGCUCGACGAUGCGAACGGUAUCCGCAAUGUGAUCAAACCGCUCGUUGAUGCGGGAAAACGGGUGGUCGUCGUGGGCCACAGCUCUGGCGCUUUUCUCUCUGCUAUGGCGACGGAGGAUCUCGAGGUUGGGCAGAAAUUGGCUGUUUCGGGCGGAGGUGGCGUCGAGAGGUUUGUGUUCAUUGCUGGAGGGAUUUUGCCCGUGGGCGCGAGACAUCCGCCUACGGAUUGGGAGGUGAAGGACGGCGCAACAUACCUCCCCGACCCGGACUCCAAGCUCUUCUCGGACGUCAACCCAGCCAUCGCUGAGAAGCAUUGCAAACCUUUCAUCAAAAGCCAACCCCUGAUGGAUGAUUGGAACGUCGAGUGCACGUACACUGGAUGGGAGAAGGUUCCUAGUACGUAUGUCUUGACUGAGAACGACAAGACGAUUUCGCCUCAGGUCCAGGAGAUGUGUGCGGGUCUGGCAAAGUCGGAGGUUGUGAGAAUUUCGACGGGGCAUAUGCCGAUGUUGUCGGAGCCGAAAGUGUUGGCGGAGGCGGUGGUGAGGAGUAUUGAGAUGUGA
Zasmidium cellare ATCC 36951 is the source of this 723-nucleotide messenger RNA. RefSeq lists its product as uncharacterized. Lineage: Eukaryota; Fungi; Ascomycota; Dothideomycetes; Mycosphaerellales; Mycosphaerellaceae. The coding region runs from base 1 to 723 and encodes 240 amino acids. The record is from RefSeq and is a predicted model, not a curated record. The transcript is spliced from 2 exons.